AUGGCAGGGCCGCCACCAUCAAGCCACGGGCAAGCUCCCUUGAACGCCUUGGGCGUACAGUUCUUCUCCAGUUUGGAGGGACUCGAAGUAGUCACGUCCGCCGAUAGGCAGCUCAUCCGAGGCCACAACCUCGUCGGCGCGGUUCGUCUACAAUUCGUUAGGCCAGCGUACUUUGAAACCGAUGACGGAGAGCAUGCAAAAGUCCUUGGUAUGCAAAGUGACCUCGACAUACCACUGUCAAUGCAUGUGUACCCUUUUCCCGAAAUUGACGAGUGGAACGGCCAAUGGUUCUUCUUCGACGUGCAGCUACACCCUUACGAACUACACUUCCGCCGCAAAGUCGCGGAUGGAGAUGAGUCGGUGAUCGGUUCGUGGGAAAAUGUAUAUGGGAAGCUGGCACAAGUCCGUGGGCAAAUGUGUCUCCAACCGGUUGCAGAGAGGUCCCUGAGGCUUGGAGGCGGUUGCUUCCCCAUUAUCGCGCCACGCGCUAGCUUCCAAGGACCAGUCGAUACGAAGACCUUCAAGUUCAAAGCUGGCUCAAUAUCAGAACACCAGCUGAAGUGCUGCGGCUUCGUCCAAUGCCAGACCUACCUGACGCCGCCCCGCGAAAAUGAAUCGCCUUUCAAGGGUGGCCGACCAUUCCACAUAUUAGUGUACAUGCCGUAUGAUCAACAGCCAUGGAAGAGUCGGAUCGGCUGGAUGACCAAUUCAGCCGAAGGCGGGUUUGUAUCUAGGAAAUGGAUGUACGGAAGGGGAAGUAUUAUCGGCGUGCUUAACGUUGGGUUGUUGGAGAAGGAGCCCGAGCCCGGACAGGACAUACUGGUCGUGCUCGUUGAUGAGUUUGGCUUUAUAUCAAAGGCAACAUUCGAUAGCGGCGGCAGUAAGGGCAACGAUCUUUCACCCCAGAAGCCGAGGCAGGAGCCAGGCAAGGUCCGAAACCCUUUCAGCAGCAGCCCGACUGGCCCGUCUCCGGGAACGCAGAAGCCGAGGGAGAAGUCAGUGGACAGAACGGCAGAGGAGGCGAUACCCUCGGCAGUAGCAAGGCGGCUCUUUGGAUCUCAACAGGAGUCCACCGAGCCAUCGGUCGCGGUGUCAACAGAUGCCGAGGAGGAUGAAGCGUCAGCGCAAGUUAGAAAUAGCCUGAAGCGAGCCGCUAGCUCCGUUAGGGACGGACCGGCCAGGAAAAGAGUGAGCUCGUGGAAGGUGCAGGAUGCUCGAGAAGCCGUAGGUCGAGAAUAA
Messenger RNA from Clonostachys solani, 1239 nucleotides. NCBI's taxonomy places the organism in Eukaryota, Fungi, Ascomycota, Sordariomycetes, Hypocreales, Bionectriaceae. The record is from the annotation of a GenBank genome assembly.